Thlaspi arvense is the source of this 1405-nucleotide messenger RNA. The record is from the annotation of a GenBank genome assembly. Lineage: Eukaryota; Viridiplantae; Streptophyta; Magnoliopsida; Brassicales; Brassicaceae.
AAGAAGUUGAAAGCUCUAUAUGACAGGCAUAUGCGCCUCCUUUAAGCAGUCCAUGAAGUUUCACUACUUUAUAUCUCUCUCUCUCUUCCUUCUUCCUUUGUUCCAUAGAACCCUUCAUUAAACCCAUUCUCUUCUCUCUUUCACUCUUACAUUUGUUUAGACAAUCUAAAGAUCUCUUUAGCUUAAUUUUUGAAAGACAAUGGACCAAAGCAAUGCUCUUCUCACUUGGACUUACUUCUCUCAUGGAAAGACAACGGAAGAGCUAAGACAAACUCUUGUCUACACGACAAUGGAGCUAGAACAAACGAAGCUAGUGGCUCAAGAAGAGCUAAAGAAGAGAGAUGAACAAUUGAUUCAUCUCGAAGAUGUUCUAACCAAAACCCUCAAAGAAAGAGACGAAGCUCUGGAGAAAUGUCAUAAUCUCCUCUUCGACAAUCUCUUGCUUCAACAGCAACAGAAACAGAAUCAUAUCACUCCUCCUUUAUCAGGAGCUUCAAGCAUUGAAGACGAGCAACUUCAGCCGCAGCCGCAGAUUCAAUCCAACAAGAGCUUCUCGUCUUCAGACACUGAAGAAAGCAUCAUGUCACCGUCAGUGGUCGAUCCGGUGAAGAUGAACCAAGCAUCUCAGGCUGAGAUAAUGGCUACAUUGUUGCUGGAAAAGCCACUGCCUGAAAAGGGAAAUCUCUUACAAGCUGUUCUCAAGGCAGGUCCUUUGCUUCAGACACUUCUCUUAGCCGGUCCUCUGCCUCAAUGGCGCCACCCGCCACCGCCUCUGGAGACCUCUGAGAUCCCUCCGGUGACCGUCUUACCACCGCAGUUUCAGAUCCCGGUGGUCAACAACGGCUGUGGGAAUUCAAACAAGAAAAGAGCUUUGUCAAUCUCAGAUGGGUCUAAUUCAGAAACUAAGUAUCAGAAAGUUUAACAAGAAAUUGGGGACUGAUCAUCUAUCCUUGCUCAACAAAAAUACUAAUAGUCUUCUAAUAUAUACCAUAUACAGAUCAUUUUUUUCUUUAUAGUAUUAAUCUUCACUUAGGGUUCUAGUGAAAGUGAUAUUUUUAGUCAGUUUUAUGUAGAUAGAGCUUGAUGUUUCCUUUUCUUUUUUCUUUUAAUUUGUGGAGAGUAUCCAUGUAGGGUUUAGAUCUAGAAUGUUGAUGGGAAUGAAACUCCCCUGGUUAACCAAGUGAGAGAGUUUUGCUAUUUGCUUGUCUUUUGUUUUCUUGGUUUUUUUUUGGCUUAAUGAUUUUUGUUUCCUAAACCCAAUUUCACAUCAUGUUUUGGCUCCAAGAAUGUAAAUCAAUUGUGUUUUUUUGUUUACUUCUAUUUGUAAAAUACGAAAAUCUAAAGCUAGAAAGCUAAAUGGUGAUGUAUGUUUGAAUGUUUAAUUUAAGAUUUCUAAGAAGUUAAU